CUGGAGAGCUCGGCGCGUGCUGUGCUCACCAGUGCCCACCAAAGCGUGGGAAACCUGUGUUUGUGCCUCGAGCGCCACGAUCGUCCUAAAACUGCGUCCGCCAGUCCGAAGCCGGCGCCCCGGCCAGGCUCGCGGCCCGGCCAUCGGUCUUCAUGUCCGUAGUCUUCACACCGCUGCUCACCGCGGCUGUGGCGCCCGCGGCGUGGCGCCUUCUCCAGGGCGUCCCCGCUGAGGUGGCGCUAGGAGCGAGCGGCUCGCUCCAGGGAGCGCCACCCUGCCUCGCCACGUUGGAAAAGGUGGGCAAGGGCCACGCUGCGGCGUGGCGGCUCGCGGACUUCCGUACUGAGGAGACCGGCAUGCAGGCCCGCCUCGCGCUGGACCGCAACCCCGCCGAGCCGUGCUGCAAGCUCAUGUUUGUCGGCGGUCGCAGCGGUCAGCGCGAGAAGCUCGGCCACAUGCUGCUCGCGUGCGACGAGGAUGGCUCCGCGCUUCGCGGCAUGCGGAUCCGAGAGGACCUCCGCGGACGUGGGCUGUCCAAGCUGCUGCUGGCGGUGUGGCUGCGCCUGUGCCUCGAGGCGGGACUCACGCCGCGCACGCGCACCAUCAACAAGCCGCUCCUCUCCCUCUCGCUCGCGGCCUUUGGCUUCGCGCCCACCAACCAGCGAGGCAUGCUCGUGCGCGUCUCCGCCGCCAAGCGCGCGCGCGACUGCGUCCGCAGCACCUCGGCGCACGCGCCUGGCAGGACCGCCUAUAUCCGCACCGCCUUUGAGGCGCCCGACGCGGCCACGCUCCGCGCCGCCGUCGACCGGCAGCUUCGGCAUGGCAACCUCGAGCUGGGCGUGCCGCCUGCGGCGCUGCGACCGAUCCACACUGGAUCGACCCCGGAGGCGGCCAAGGCAGCUGGCGAGGCCGCAGCGAACGCGAUCCGGAUGGGGAGGCCUUACGAGGAGGCCGUGCGGGCGGGGGACACCCUUGCAGAGGAGCUCAAGGUCGAACCAGCCGAGAUCUUCUCCGAUGAGAGCAUUCAGGCGCUGCUCGAGGCGAAGCCGGAGACGGCCGACGCCGUCCGCGAGGCGGGCGGCCAGAUGCCCCAGAAGGCUGCCGAGGUGAUCGCCACUUUGGUCAAGGUCUGGAAGGAGGAGAAGGCUGCCAACGAGGCCGAGGCGCUGAGGGCCGACGUUAGCGCGCUACGCGGCCUCCCGCGCGAUGGCCUCAUCGCCCUCGCCGACGACAUCCUCGUCACCGUCCUCGCGGUCCCCGUGCCGGCGCGAAAUUCGCGCAACGCGGCCGACUUGCUCUUGCCGCGCCGCCGUGCGACCAACGAGGACGACGACGGCUCGCGGUCCAACACGCCGCAGCUCAACAUGCCGGCGCGGCUGCAGUCCAUCGAGAGCGAGCUGAUGCCGCGCCGGGCGUCGGCGGCGGACCCGAUCGAGCACGGCCUCGAGGGCUUCGCGGAGGAGUAUAGCCCAUGA
Molecule: messenger RNA, 1475 nt
Organism: Emiliania huxleyi CCMP1516
Lineage: Eukaryota; Haptophyta; Isochrysidales; Noelaerhabdaceae
Exons: 8
Coding region: 153-1475 (440 amino acids)
Source: RefSeq, a predicted model, not a curated record